AUGCCUGGUUGUGCUGCAGUAGGCUGCCGUAACAGGCCUGAGAAAGGAUUUAUUAUGAAAUGCUUCCCAAGAAAUGAAAAACAACGGGCGAUUUGGACUUCUAAAGUUAAACGACUUAACUGGAUACCUACAAACACAAGCUUUUUAUGUAAAGUACACUUUGAUGCUAAUCAAUGGGAAAAAACCAGAGAAGAUGGAUCAAGCAAACUCAAACAUAAUGCAAUUCCUACUGUCUUUAAAUAUGUUAGAACAAAACAUAAGCAAAAAAUUCCACUUGAGCGUUUUCCAAUACCAAAAAAAAGAAAAUAA
This is a messenger RNA of Hydra vulgaris (swiftwater hydra), 309 nucleotides long. The record is from RefSeq and is a predicted model, not a curated record. NCBI's taxonomy places the organism in Eukaryota, Metazoa, Cnidaria, Hydrozoa, Anthoathecata, Hydridae.